This is a messenger RNA of Guillardia theta CCMP2712, 1422 nucleotides long. RefSeq lists its product as hypothetical. The coding region runs from base 1 to 1422 and encodes 473 amino acids. The transcript is spliced from 23 exons. The record is from RefSeq and is a predicted model, not a curated record. NCBI's taxonomy places the organism in Eukaryota, Cryptophyceae, Pyrenomonadales, Geminigeraceae. Gene Ontology annotation, cellular component: cytoplasm. Gene Ontology annotation, molecular function: GTP binding; ribosome binding.
AUGCCUGGGAUGAUCUCCUUUGCUCUGCUGUGGAGCAUGGUAAUGAGUGUUGGACACGUUCACGCCUUCACUCUGAUCCCGGGGCCUCAUUGCCUGAGCAAACGGGGGAGGUGGAGUGAUGGACCGAAGCGCUUCUCCUCUCUCAACAUGAACUUGUUCGGUUCCGAGACCAUCACGACCAAGAAGGGAGACAGAGCGUACAUCGUUGGUGCUGACAUCAAGAGGAAUAGAUACAAGACGUUGGAGUCGUCAUGGGAGGUAGACGAUUCCUUGGAUGAGCUUCAACGAUUGUGCGAGACGGCAGGGCUGGUCGUGUUAGGAAGGGAGUUCCAAUCGAUGCAGAACCCGAGUCCUUCUACAUUCAUCGGGGCAGGAAAGGUUGAGGCUCUCGCCAAGACAGUGAAGACGCUCGAGAUCGACGUGGUUGUGUUCGAUGAUGAGCUCUCCCCUGCGCAAGGCAGGAACAUCCAAACUAUUCUGGGAGAGGACGUUCGGGUUCUUGACAGGACCAUGCUUAUCCUUCAAAUCUUUGCACAGCGAGCAAGGACCAGGGAGGCAAAGCUUCAGGUGCAAGCUGCGCAGAUGAAAUACAUGAUGCCUCGACUGCAAUACUUCAUGACGGAGGGAGCCGGCAUGGAGGCGCGAGGAGGAGGAGGAGGAGGAGGGAAAAACCUCAAGGGCAUGGGUGAAUCGCAGAUUGAAGCAGACAAGCGAUUGUUCCGCAAGCAGGUGGGAGAGGAGGAGGACGAGGCGGAGCUGCAAAACGUGGAGAAAGAGAUGGAAGAAGUCAAGCAGCAGCGGGAGGUGUACAGAACAAAGAGGAGGGAGAGGGAUAAUUUACCCAUCAUAGCCAUCGUUGGAUACACGAAUGCCGGCAAAUCGACGAUGCUCAACAAACUGUGUGGAUCUGAAGAGGUUUAUGCCGACGACCUUCUCUUCGCCACACUUGAUCCGACGACGAGAAAACUCCGCGUCCAGAACAUCAUCGAGGAGCUGAUGUUGGAAGACACUCCGCAGGAGAAGAUCGAAAGCCCAGCAUGGCUUCGCAUCCACGAACGAGUUAUCCCGGAGUGUACAGUAGCGACGUCUGCCAAGUCAGGGGACGGACUGGCUGAGCUGCUGGACAUCGUGGAAGAGGCCCUGCUUCAACUUUCCGUCAUGAUCGAAUGCUUGCUCCCUUACAGUGCUUCUGACCUUCUGGCGGAAAUCCACAAGGUUGGGACGAUCAUCCAAGAAGACUUUCAGGAGUCUGGAACGCGAGUUGUCGCCUACGUCCCUCCUUCACUUAGAAACAAACUUGGUGAGGAAGAAGUUGGGAAACAGGGGAGGAUAGGACAAAACAGAACAGAACAGGGGAGAACAAGGGAGGACAGGACGGGGAUGGACAGGAUAAGUAAGGACAGGACAGGACAGGACAAGUAA